CGUCAUCUUUCUUCUCCUGUUUCAGAUGAACCUUCAACAUCCCAUCGUGCAUAAAUCGAAGAUAAUUAUGUUACUUCUGCAUAUGGCCGAUACUACAGAGAUUCAAUCUUCCACCGUUAUCCCUGAACCUAGGAUUCAAAAUGAGUCUCAUACUAUACCAUCCUACCAAUCCCACAAGAAUCCCCCUCAAGCCUGUACAUUUGCCUGGAAUUCUACGAGCUGCCGCGAUCAUCAGACAAUCUGUUUCAAACAACAGGGUUUUGGAUUCCGCCGAAAGCAUUCCUGGCAGCAAUUCUAAACAUCCUGACACUGUCGUGACGAGCUAUACCAGGGAAUGGGUACUUCUCGGUAGUGUCACUGGAGAAAGUAGGAACAAGAGUGCGAGAAGUGGCAAAAAACCGGAGAAUAUCAGUCGAUUGACAGUUGCGAUUCGACAAUCCACAAACGCAGCAGAAAGUUCCAUCAGCCAUUCCUCCAACAAGGAAAGAAAGAUCUCGCUUCUUCUCCAAAAACGACUAAGUUACACUUUGGUUGUCAGAUUUUCUUUCGGAGAUUGGACGGGUCAAACUUUCUCUGGUGAUAUGGUGCCGAGCCUGGAUCAAGCGAAGCCACAAAAGGAAGCUCGCUAUUGA
Messenger RNA from Aspergillus steynii IBT 23096, 632 nucleotides. RefSeq lists its product as uncharacterized. Bases 141 to 632 code for a protein of 163 amino acids. The record is from RefSeq and is a predicted model, not a curated record. NCBI's taxonomy places the organism in Eukaryota, Fungi, Ascomycota, Eurotiomycetes, Eurotiales, Aspergillaceae. The transcript is spliced from 6 exons.